GAGAAAACCAACCUAGAGUGAAGAUUUUAAGUGUGGAAGAGUCAACAUCCCCCCCCCCCCAACUGCGGUUAGCAAAUAACCUUCUUCAACACAAUUGAAUCCUCUCGCCGAUAAGACAUUCAACAUGGCUCCCGCCACGCACGACCAUAUCCUGACGCUCUCGUGCCCGGACAAGUCCGGCAUCGUGCACGCCGUGACGGGGGUGUUUGCAGCGCAGAAGCUCAACAUCCUGGACCUCCAGCAGUUCUCCGACCCCGUCUCGGAAAAGUUUUUCAUGCGCGUGCACUUUGGGCCGACUGAGACCGAGUCGACGGAGCACCUCAAGGCCCCGUUCGACGCCCUCGCCGCCGACCUCCAGCUGGACUGGUACCGCAUCCGGCCCGUCGCCCGCAAGUUGCGCACCCUGAUCAUGGUCUCCAAGAUCGGCCACUGCCUCAACGACCUCCUUUUCCGCGCAAAGUCCGGCCAGCUGCCCAUUGAUAUUCCCCUCAUCGUCUCCAACCACAACGAGUUCCAGGGCCUCGCCGGCAACUACGGCAUCGAGUUCCGCCACUUGCCCGUCACCAAGGACACCAAGGCUCAGCAGGAGGAGGAGAUCCUGCGCCUGGUCAAGGAGAAGGACGUUGAGCUCGUUGUUCUGGCCCGCUACAUGCAGGUCCUCUCGCCCAAGCUGUGCGAGGCCAUGUCCGGCAAGAUCAUCAACAUCCACCACUCCUUCUUGCCUUCUUUCAAGGGUGCCAAGCCCUACCACCAGGCCUACGAGCGCGGUGUCAAGAUCAUCGGCGCAACGGCCCACUUUGUCACGGCCGAUCUGGACGAGGGCCCCAUCAUCGAGCAACGCAUCGCCAGAGUCGAUCAUGGCAUGAGCCCCAAGGACCUCGUGGAAGAGGGAUCCAACAUCGAGAGCCAGGUUCUGGCUGCCGCUGUGAAAUGGACCGCCGAGGGACGCGUGUUUCUCAACAAGACGAAGACAGUCGUGUUUAACUAGCAUAAUGAUUAGGGGGGGGCUGCAUCCGAUCAUAAUAAAAAGCUUGUCUAGUCCUCACC
This is a messenger RNA of Colletotrichum navitas, 1047 nucleotides long. RefSeq names its product formyltetrahydrofolate deformylase. Bases 125 to 988 code for a protein of 287 amino acids. Gene Ontology annotation, biological process: 'de novo' IMP biosynthetic process. The record is from RefSeq and is a predicted model, not a curated record. Lineage: Eukaryota; Fungi; Ascomycota; Sordariomycetes; Glomerellales; Glomerellaceae. The transcript has a single exon. Gene Ontology annotation, molecular function: formyltetrahydrofolate deformylase activity.